AUGAAAAUAAUGCACAACCAUAACCAACUAAGGCUCAGAGGAGUCAAAGCCGAAGCUCUUAAUUUGUUUUUCAUGUUAUAUCAUCGAAAAUUCAUCCAAAAUAUACCCACCAAUAGUAAUUUUUUCUCUUUAACUUAUCUUCCGAAUUUCCAUUUUUUAUCUCAUUUUCAAAAAUCGUUUCCAUCAUUUGUUGUGUUUCCUGACAAAAAGACUCUUGCUCCAAAUAACAAUUUACCAACCUCACUGUUCAAAUCAAAUCCUCCUUGGGGGAAGAGUUUAGAUCCUUUUAAAUAUGCAGUAUGGAGAAAAUAUACGAAAAAUUUAUUUUUAAGAUCUUUUACAAAUACUUUUAUUUCCUACUAUAAAGAUUUGAAGCAAUCUGGUGAUACUAAUCAUAAUCAUAAUCAUAAUCAUAAUCAUAAUCAUAACCAUAACCAUAACCAUAAAAACAGUAAUGGAAAUAAUGAUAAUACCUCAAUUGACCAGUUAAUUAAUAAUAACUUAUCAAAAUCCGGUGAUCAAUCGUAUUUACAGAUUUAUAAAGAAAUGAUUGAUUCAGAUAACUUUGGCUAUUAUAAAAAAAUGAACGGAAUAUAUUUAUUUAAAAUCAUUCACAUUCCAAAUUCUCAAUCGGAAAUUGAGCAAUUAGAUAUAGAAAUUAAAUCAUGUUUGAAAACAAUUUAUUCGGCAAGUAUAGUGAAGCAAAGUCGUAAUGGUUUUGAUUAUUCCUGGGUUUUUAAAUCAAACCAAUUUUUGGAUUAUAAAAUGAUAAAAAAGCUUAUAGACAAUAAGGAUGAAAAAGACUUUUUAGAACGAUUAGCUAAAAAGCCUUCUGAUUUUUAUGUAAAUUAA
This is a messenger RNA of Ascoidea rubescens DSM 1968, 852 nucleotides long. RefSeq lists its product as uncharacterized. NCBI's taxonomy places the organism in Eukaryota, Fungi, Ascomycota, Saccharomycetes, Ascoideales, Ascoideaceae. The transcript has a single exon. The record is from RefSeq and is a predicted model, not a curated record. The coding region runs from base 1 to 852 and encodes 283 amino acids.